This is a messenger RNA of Monodelphis domestica (gray short-tailed opossum), 8056 nucleotides long. It is a transcript of the gene FAM169A, whose product is annotated as family with sequence similarity 169 member A. NCBI's taxonomy places the organism in Eukaryota, Metazoa, Chordata, Mammalia, Didelphimorphia, Didelphidae. The record is from RefSeq and is a predicted model, not a curated record.
CAUGUCCCUGAUUAUGCACCCCACUUAUGAUCUGUAGCCUUUCUUGUUGACCUUUUUUCCCUUUUCUCCAUUUCUGUGUAUUUGCUUGGAUAUUUCCUCUCAUGUCCUUGCCCUACCUCUCUUCCAAGUGUUAGUAUUACAAGGAGUUCCAACUCUUCCCACUUUCCACCCACCCAGAACUAGUAGACUUUCCUUUUUUUGGUUUUGGUUUUUCUUUUAACAAGUAGACUUUUCAAGCAUCAAAUCCCCCAGACCUCAUUCAGUAAGGUCCUCAUCUCUCUUUACCCAGAAUAUCAUCAAUGGAAUCCCUUGUAUCCAAGGGGAUGGCAUUCCCUGUGGAUUUGCUGAGUAAUUAUAGUCACGAAGAAUUAGAAAGCAAUUCAGAAGAAUACUUGACAGUCCUCAGGAGUGCAGACCCAGAUAAUCCAGAACAUUUUACUUGCCACGGUAAUCGGGUUCCAAUUAGCCUGUCAACUGUUGGCUUCGUCCCUCUUUAUGGUGGUGAUCAGAACCACAAAAUUCUUGCCCUUUUUGCACCAGAGGACUCACUUACAGCUGUGGCUCUGUACCUUGUUGAUCAUUGGUGGUCUGUUGAUGAUAUUGUGAAAACAUCACUUUCUUCUAGAGAAGGACUUCAGCAGGUGAAGAGUCUAGGGGAAAGAGUGGUGCUCUAUGUUUUGAAUCGAAUUAUUUAUAGAAAACGGGAAAUGGAAAGAAAUGAAGUCCCAUUCCUAUGCCAUAGUAGUACGGAUUAUGCUAAGCUUUUGUGGAAGAAAGGUGAAGCCAUUGGAUUUUAUUCAGUUAAACCUACAGGAAGCAAGUGUGCAUCCUAUCUCACUCAAAGUUACCAGCUUCCAGUGCUUGACACAAUGUUCAUAAGAAAGAACCAUCGGGGGAAAGAUUUGGGGCUACUGAUGCUGGAAGACUUUGUUGAUUCCUUUACAGAAGAUACACUUGGUCUACGGUUUCCACUAUCUUCUUUUAUGUAUACAGCUUGUAAACAGUAUUUUGAGAAGUACCCAGGAGAUCAUGACCUUCUUUGGGAAAUCGAAGGAACUGGACACUGGCAUCAGAGAAUACCCAUCACCAGUGCUUUACAAAGAGAAACAUUCAGACAUGGAGAGGUUCCCCAAAGUGAAAUGAGAAAACUUACAUAUGAAGACGGCGACUCUAUAUCCGAUUCAGGAAAUGAAACAGGAUGUGGAGAAAACAAACCCAGUGAAAUGCAGGUUGAUCCUGUAAAAGAAAGAAGUGUAUUAGAUACUUAUGCAAGUACAUCUGAAGGUUUGGAUAAAACACCUGUUAACCUUCAAAUAAGAAGCUCUCUUUUGAAGCGGCCAAAGAUUGGAAAGAAGUUUCAGGAUUCAGAUAUUAACCUUCUGGAAGAUGAGGAUGAAAAUACUCCCCAGGCUUCAUCUGUGGCUCCAAUGAACAGAUCGGAAUCUACUGCAUAUACAUCUGAGAGCUCAGAAGAUCUAGUUGAAGAUGAACCAGAUGAGAGUGUGGUUGAUUCUGAGCAGGAAACAAAAGAUAAAGAACAACACAUCCUAGAAACACAAGGGUCAAGUAAAUCAGUUCCACAGAAGCAAGAUGAUGAAGAGGAAUCUGAAUUAGAACCCCUGAAUGGUGAGGUAAUGGAAGAUACCCUAAAGACCUCACUAAAAACUGAAGAGGACACUGAUCAUGAUGCUUUGGAUGAAAAGUCAAAAGAGCAAUCUGAUCAUUCCAGUGAAGAAUCUGGAACACUCCCUGUUCCACCUGCGGUUGAAUCUACAAAGUCUCCUGAGGAUGUUGCACCUGAUAAGGCUGAGGAUGUCAUUGAUUCCAAAGUAGAGAAGGACAAAAGCCCACAUGAUGAAAAAGAGAACCCUGAAGAAAAAUCUCUUUCAGCUCCACGAAAAAAACCUUCUUUGGGAGAUUCUGAUAGUGUUGCCAUAAUCCCAAAGGAAGAACCAUCUGAUAAUGGUCUCGCAAACUCGGUGACUGGUGAAGCCUCAGAAGAAUCUGUUUCUGCAAAUGUGUCGCCCAAAACAACUUCCUCAUUGGAAGAUCAAGCAGAGGAAACGGUCCCUGAUUCCCAGGAAAAUUCAACAACCCCUUCUCAGAGCUCCCCUGUUGUGGUUGAACUUGAAGAUAUCCAAAACACAGGACAAAAGAAUCAGUCGGAAGAACAGUCUGAAGCCUCUUCAGAGCCUCUGGAUCAUUUCCCCCAGUCAACUGAGAAGGCUGCAGACAGCAGUUCUGAGGAGGUGGAAGUCGAAGUACCAGUAAUAGACAGGCGAAAUUUAAGAAGAAAGGCCAAAGGGUACAAAGGACCCGCCAAGAAAAAAACCAAGCUAGCUUAAAUGGUGGAAGAAAUAAUCAGUCUUAAAAAUCCUCUUUGUAACAAAGUUGUUGUAGUUUUUUAUAACAUGGUAGUUAGAGGAUGAACAUUUGUUGUUCCAAAAUUUCUGGUUGGAAUUAUUUAUGAUACAUUUUUUCCCCUCUUAUAGGAAUCAAGAUUCACCAUUCUUCUUAAUUUUUCUAGACAUUUUCAGCACUAUACAUAUACAUAUAUAUAUACACACACAUAUAUAUAAACUUUUUAUUUUUUAUCCACCACAUUCCUAUUUUGGGUCACCAAAUCAGAGUAUAAAUAAUCUUUAGCAGGUGGAGAUAAAUGGCCAUUACUUUUUUUUAAACUAUGAUAAAUACAAAGGUAGCAGAAUUUCCACUAUUUAUCACAGAAAUCAUCUUUUAUACUACAAGUUACACUUUUUUACUGAUGUUUUAAUACAAAAUAAGGUGUUUCACAAUCUUACUCUUAAAUAGCAAAAUUAAUUUCCAAACAGUUUUUAAAAGAUAGGAAUAUUUAAAAUGGCAACAUCUAAUCUAAAACUAUCACUAAAAUAGAAUUAAAAAGGUAACUGUCUUCAAGUGGCUGACAGCAUGACCAUUAAACUAUAUUAAAUCAAAAGAUAAGUAAAAUAGUGUUACUUGGGCUACUGAUUUCUGUCCAUUCUUCCAUCCAUUUGUAUAUAUGUUGGUAUAUAAACACACAUGCAUCUUGAGUCAUUCUGUGUUAUAAUCUGAUACUCCAAGUAAUAGGAGCAUCAAUCCUUUGGUGUUGGUUAAACAAAUUAUGUUUAAAUAAUGUUAAAUCCAUUAUUUUGGUAUAAAUUUUUUUUUGUGGUUCCACCACACUUGAAUUUAAUUUACCAGAUUCUAAGUCCCUUAAAGGGAGUUUCAGUUUUCACCCCAAUCAUGUAUUAUGUUAAAAUUUCUGACUUUGUGUACCUCAUUUUAAGACCUUUGCUUUGGUUUCCUUGGAGUUAACAUACCUUUUGUUGUGCCAGAUGGUGAUUUGUCCCAUGUUUUAGGAAAGAAAUAUUGGAGAUUAAGCACCACCCUUGAGUGUGUUUAUUGAGAAGUCCACUUACCAACCCAGCUGGUAGUAUGCCCUUUCCUGCUUCAUCAUUAAACCACAUUGAAUUCAAGAGCAAUGAAACCAUUUAACUGUCAAGAGGUCCUUUGACUUAACUCUGGAAUUUUUUUCUAACCUUGGUCUUACUCUAGCUUUCAACCAUCUCUAAUUCUUUGGGAAGAGCUCCCUUCAAUCUGGAAUUUUUCUUAUUGCCUUCUUUUGGCCUAUAGCCCUUGAUAGUUAAGUUGGGGUCUUUUGUUCCUGAAUGAUUUUCAUGCACCCACCCACCCCAUGUCUUGCAGUUCCAUAACCCACCUCAGUGUGAGUGGGUCUGCAGUAUGUAUUGUGGAUGCUGGUUAUGAAAUAUGCUGGAAGCUUUAGCCCUCACUCUGGCCCUGCUAAUAUCUCAUUGUCCUGGUUAAGAUCACGGCAGAUGGAAGUAGAAUUGGGGAUGUGACUCAUUCAUUCAGUGGUGACAUACUACUCUCAAAGCAUUCUAAGGCGUUAAGAAUGCUUCCCACCUCUGAAUUGUGACUUAGUUAUCAUAAUACCAUAACCUUUUCUAGUAGAAAUGGAAAUAAUCUCAAGUUGUCAAACAUCACAUUAAUUACUCUUUGGCAGUAUCAGUAAUGUGUUCAAUACAUAUAUAUAUAUAUACACACAUGUGGUUUAGAAAAAAAUAUUCAGAUCAAGAGAGGAACUUGGUAUGGUGAAUGUGAAAUGCCAUUUGGACCCUCUGGGGGGAUAGAUUAUGUUUUGAUUUUGCAUCAUUACUGAAGUUACUGAAGAUAGAUUGGGAAGCUUAUCUAUAUUUAGAUAAUGUUGAUUAAAUUCAAUAACUUUUUACACUUUGAGGGUUGGUAUUUUGGAAAAUAAGAACCCCAAAUUGCAGAGAUCAGAGGUCUUCAAGGCAAGCAAAUUAUCAAAGUUGUUUAUUACAUUUUUAGAUUUUGCCCUUUUCCAUAUUGGCUGUUUAUUGAACAGAAAUGAGCCAAAUGUCUUCAUUUUUACUCAAAUGAAUCAUACGACUUUUAACCAUGGCCAUUUAUCUGUUUUCUCAACAAAUGAUUAUUAACUCAAAAAUAUUGAACGAUUAAGACUAGUAAUGGUGUAUCAAUAAAAAACAAGCAGCACCCAUCCCAUUGUUAGAUUUUUUUUAUCAUGGUCUGAUUAGAAAUAUUUUGUUAAGACUUUCAUAAUGGAUAAAACUUAUUCAAGAUUUCUGUUAAUAGGUUAGGCUAAAUUCUUAAUUUGUGAUUUCCAUUUCUCUUGUGAAGUAAAUUUUAAGCACCUGCUUUUGAUCUUGGAGUUCAAGUUUAAAUUUCUAUCUGUUUUCUAACCUUAUUCUUAAUUUUCUUAGUACAUUGUUCUCAAAGUAUUUUGAUUUCCUUACACAGUGUGUGGGUUGUCCUUUGGGAUUCUAUCCACUUUGUCAGUCUGCAUCCAUUGUGCAUAUCUUCAUUAAGUUUACAAACCAGGAAACUGUUUGGAAAGAUGCAUUAAUCUGAAUUGUUUCUUCCACGUAUUGUUUGUAUAUGAUCACUGGGGAAUAGAAAUGUAAACCUAUUCAUGAUUGUUUUUAACUCCUAUAUACUCAAGUGAAUUUUAAGGAUUUCUUAAAAAAAAAAAUGUAAACCCUUUUCAUUCAGCCCAUCAGUAGAGUUUUUGUUAUAGUUGCCAUGGUUUACAUAUAGUACUACUGUUUAAAAUGCUACUUUCUGUGUGUGUAUGUGAUUAUUGUCUUGGGGGUAAAAAGUAGGGAAGGUUAGAAGUCAACUUUAACCAAUCCUUUUUAUGUAUAGUGACUUAAAAUGGGUACGGAAUUUGACUGCUUUUUAACUUCUGACAGAACUUACUUUUGUUAAAGAAUUUUGUGAACUUAAUUGGAUACUUAUUUGGUUUCCUCCAAGGAAAUACACAAAAUUUUCCAGUUAUGCAGAAAUGAAUGGUCCAAAUAGUCAUCAUUAUGUUUUCUAUUACCUGUAGAAUGUUUCACUAUGCCCUAACAAACCUUUGUGAAUUGGUUUUCUUCUCUAAAAAAUUCUAUUUUCUCUGUCAAGAAGGGAAUUCAGGUCCAUAUUUGUAUAUAUAGGCAUACAUACUUGAAAUUAUAUAUCUGAAUGUUAUGAACAAAAAUUCCACUUCCAUCAAAAGUUUAAAAUGGCAAUGAAAAUGCUAGUUAUGUCAGAAUAUAUAUUACAUAUAUAUAUAUAGAGAGAUUGAUAUUUAUAACCUCAAUGCCAUCAUUCAGAGUGGGGAGAGGGACUAUUUUGGUUUUUUAAAAAACAGAGCUUUACCUAAACAUUAUAAUUUAACUUCUAAGAAAUUUUGCUGCUAACACUUCUAACGUUUCCAUGCAAUGCAAAGGAUUAUACUGUGGUAAAGAUCAAACUUCCUGGUGCUUAAUGGGAUUAUAUUCAGUAUAAAACUAAGACUGCAGAGUCAUAAUUUGAAAUGCUUUUUACAUGAGUUUGGUAGAAAAUAUGUGAAAGGCAUCUAUUUGCAGAGAUUGGGAAUUUGGAUUUGGAACCAUGUUUAGGUAUUACACAUUUAUUUUGUCUCCAUUUUGUGUUUUGCUUUACUAAUUAGUUAUAAAAUUUUGAGGUUUGGUCAUACCAGCAGUCAAAUUGGAAUAGUACUCAAUGUAAAUAUUUAAUAUUGUGAGCAUGAUGCAACUGUGGAAUAGUAUUUUAGAAAUUUAAAAGUAUUCAGCAUUAUAUUUGUCUUCCUUUUUGGUUAGGAGCAGAGCAGUGUUUAUUGUUGUAACCUCAGUUGUGGAUGAGACUGUAGUUAAACAUUUUGUACUUUGUUCUAAUACAGGGGUGUGGGGUGGGGCUAGGAACCAUUUGCUGUUGUACUUAAUGUCUUCUUAAAGGUUUUCUUUGCAUAUUACAAAAUAUUAAAAAUAGGGGGAAAUGUUACAAAAAUUAAUUUGAUUUCUUUGACAUCUAUGGUCCUUAAAGGUCAAUCUCAGUUCUCAAGAAGCCAAUCUUGAAAUAUUCUUUACCUUCAAACACAAAAGGAUCAUUUACUGAACACAAUCUCUCUAUGCAGCAGCAACAUGGGUUUCAUACAGUAGUUCUUUAUUUAGAUCUGCAUAUUAUUUAUCAUGACAAAAGUACUUGUUAAAAUCCCAUUGUAAGCAAUAAAGAUUAGUCCAAGUUUCAGCUUCUGUGCUUUUAUUCUAAAAUAUUUUAUCAUGUUGAAUCUUCAUUUAUAGAAAAAAACCUUUUUCAUAAACUUCUUCAAGUGUUUUAUAAACUUGUUGGUACCAUGUUUAUAAAUCUGAUUGAAGAUAUGUCACUAUUCUUGAUUAUUAUUAAGUCUUGCUAGAUUUCUUAAGUUGCUUUGCUUUUGAAUUCCUGGGUUUGGGUUUGUUUUUUUUUUUGCUUUUGUUUUGUUUUUUGUUUUAGUGUUUGAAAGUAUUAAACCUAUUUUUUUUUUAUCGUUUUCUUGUUUGUUUUGAGAUUCUUUUCACUUGGUAAUUUUCUUGUCUGGACUUAUCACAAAAAAUUAUUCUUUUUUUUUUUCCCCCAGCUCUCUUAAUGGUAACAUACAUUCAGCUACUGAUUUUUAAAAAUAAACAGAUUCAAUGAAGGCAACUUUAGUUUGCAACUUAUCUCCACAUUAAGGCAGUAUUUAGGGGAAAGUGUUUUUAACUUGAUUACCUGAUUACCAAAAACCAAAAUAACUAGAAAGACUUUAAUCUGAAUUAUUUUGGGAAAUGGACACAUUUUCCACUUUCACAGAUCAAGAACUAGGAUUUUCCUGAGACUUAUUUAUCUAAAUAUUUGCUGGAGGCCAUCCUACCCUGACUGGCUGACAAGGUCACAGUCUGCAAAGCAGCUCCCAGAAAUUGAGGCCCCCACUGAUUCCCCCUCUGUGACUUCUCUCCCUAACUUCCUCCACUAAUGGACUUGCUAUGAUUACUAAUCUCUCCCCAGUACAGGAAAAAUAAUAUGAGAACAAAUACUUAAAAGGAUCAAUAAAUAUAUACUCCACUUUAAUCCCCCUAGAUUAGUACCCCCAAAAGAUUGCAAUCAAAACCCAAAUAUUAUUGCACAUAACUCCUCCUUUCUCAAGCACAAGAUACACUUCAAGGCUUUACAAUAAACACUGGCCAAAUGCUUGAACACCAUAAUAAAUCUUUCCUUAGAGUUAUCACACUCCAAUGAAUUUGUUGAUGAACAGAAUACCAGGCAGUAUUGAUAGGCACUUCAAAGUAACACAAGAAAAACAGAACUUGUAAAUUGAGGAAAACCCCAAAACUGGUCUGCUUUUAAGCCCUCACACCUAGAUAUGAAGAUGUUUUGUUAUUCAUCUCCUAAGCAAUUGUGAUUGAUAGUGAAAACUGAUCAAAAGCACAAUGAUCCUCUCAGGAGGUCAAGGGGUACUAAACUACAAAUGAUUUUACUCACAUUAUUCAUAUCUAUCAUGAGUGUUGUAGAAACAUAGUAAAUGCUCAGAGAAUUCUUUGUUGUAACAUCACAAGAGUGUUGUUUUGGUGAUUUGAUAAUAUCCAAUCAAUGUAGAAUGUCACAUAUGUAGAAGAUUAUGUGUCAAAGAAGCAUGUAUCUGAAAACAUAUAAUAAACGAACCACAGUAUUAUGGCAGAUCACUGUGUGUGAUGCCUGCAUACGUGGAUUGAAUACA